Molecule: messenger RNA, 912 nt
Organism: Neoarthrinium moseri
Lineage: Eukaryota; Fungi; Ascomycota; Sordariomycetes; Amphisphaeriales; Apiosporaceae
Exons: 2
Coding region: 1-912 (303 amino acids)
Source: RefSeq, a predicted model, not a curated record
AUGUGGGCUUCAGUAUUCAGGUCGGCAUCUUUAGCGGCACUCUGCUCUGGGUUUCUUGGGUGCCAAGCCCUCCAAGGCUGGCCGAAACAGGGAACUAUAGUUCAAGGCAAUGCUGUGCAAUUCGAUCAAGCAACAUGGCAACGCAAUCUUGCCAAGCCUAACUCAACAGGCAGUUUUCCCGUUUCUGGCUUUGACAUCUCAAAGAACUAUUCAAGCCAAACAAUAGAUGGCUGGAGGCUAUCCGUCAAUGUGAGCAGCGGCAUACCGGACUCAGAGACAUUGAACCCAGGCAAUGGGAGCGGCCAGGUGUUCACGGGCACCAGUAUAUUUCUGCAAGCGCCUAGAGAUGUUGUCAACAAUAUCGACUCGGAUCAGAGCACAACACUGGACACCCCGUGGAAGAUCUGCGUUACGGUUGUUUCAAACGGACCGCAAGUAGAUCCCUCAACGGCCGACAAUGGGACCUGCAGCGGGUUCAGUUCUCAGUGUAUAUCGGAUCUGCAGCAGGCCUUCGCAGAUAAAUUUGCGGAGAAUCAAGACUGCUAUAGGCUUCCACCUGACCCUGCAAGCUGUGGCAGCGCUUUUAAUUCUGGGAAUCUGACCACUCAACAGUUUCCAAUCAGUUACGCGAACGGAACGGAGAUUUUCGCCACCGCAUCUGACGCCCACGAUUCCAGCAACACUACAGCCUAUGAUGCUGCAGUGAGAACAGAGUGGCCAGUGCUCGUCGUUUGGGGAUGGAACAUCCGGGCCCACGUUUCUGGUGAUCAGAAGCCGACUGUGCAGUUGACGUGCAUCAGAGCCAACGAAGCGGUGUCAGGGACCAACACAUCGUCAUCGCAGUCACUUCCUCGUGCCUCUCCAGUUAUCGCAGUAUCUGUCGCAAUAGCCGUGGGUCUGAUGCUCUUCUAG